Molecule: messenger RNA, 1416 nt
Organism: Sungouiella intermedia
Lineage: Eukaryota; Fungi; Ascomycota; Pichiomycetes; Serinales; Metschnikowiaceae
Source: the annotation of a GenBank genome assembly
AUGUCCGAGUACUUGACGUUCCGUACCGAAGCGUCGGGUCGCCACGUUGGCAAGAAACACAUCAUUAUCGUUGGUGCGGGCAUCAUCGGCGUGUGCACCGCUUACUAUUUGGUGAAACACCCCAAAUUCGAUGCAGAGAAGUAUCACAUAUCCAUUGUGGAGAGCAAGCGUAUUGCUGGAGGUGCCAGCGGUAAGGCUGGCGGACUUUUGGCCCUCUGGGCUUUUCCCCAACAAUUAGUACCCCUCUCGUUCCAGUUGCACCAGGAACUAGCCGAUCUAUAUGAUGGUGAAUCUGAAUGGGAUUACAGACGCCUUACAACCGUUUCGCUUGAAGGUGAUUUGUCCCAUCUGGCCGAGCAGACGUCCAGUGACGAAGAGCAUGGCGAGAGUGACGCGGAAACCGUAGAAAUCGAAAAGUCGUCCUCCGUGAACCUGACGGGGCUGCGGCUGCUGCACUCGCUGGCAUCGCUGGGUUCUCCUCCAAAGAAAACGUCGCAGGUUCAGAAAUCUCGAGAUAACAGAAAGCUUCCUGAAGACUUGAACUGGAUCACCGAGGAACUCAUUACCCUGUGUCUGUCUUUGGGAGGUAAGGAUACCACGGCACAAGUGCAGCCUUACAGAUUUACCAACUUCAUUCUCAAAAAGGCCGUGGAGGAGUCAAACGGCGCCAUUGAAUUGAUUUUGGGUAAGGUCACCAAGAUCAUGUACCUGAUGGAGACAGGCGUAGCUACCGGAAUCACUUACGAACCCACCAGUGUCAAGACCACUCAAACAGAAACCAGCAAGUUGGUGACAUUGAAGGGAGACCAGAUUGUGCUUUCUGUUGGACCAUGGACCUCCAAGAUUCUUCCAGAUUGCCCCAUUUCUGGGCUCCGUGCACAUUCCAUCACAAUUGCACCAUACAAGGACCAGACGGUUUCUCCAUAUGCCAUUUUCACGGAGUUCAAGACUGGUCCAGUGAGCUACACGUCACCAGAGAUUUAUGCCAGAAAGGACGAAGUUUUCGUAUGUGGAGAGGGCGACUCGGCAGUGGAUGUUCCGGAGACCACCGACGAUGUUGAAGUCGUCAAGUCCAAGUGUGAUGAGCUCUUCAAGCAAGUGGGUAAGAUGUCGCCUAUGUUGCGACGCGGACGUAUUUUGAAGAGACAAGCAUGUUACUUACCUGUGCUAGAUGUUCCACUGUCGAGCGGGCCAUUGAUUGGAGAGACCAACGUCGAGAACUUGUUCUUGUGUCUGGGCCACUCGUGUUGGGGUAUCAACAAUGCGCCAGGUAGUGGUAAGGUGAUGAGUGAGUUACUUUUAGAGGGCCGUGCCAAGUCAGCUAACAUUCUGUCGCUCGACCCCUCAUUGUACUUCGAUGCGUCGGUGUUGGUGAGUGAUGAUGAGGAAGACUAUAGCGAAGAAGAGGAAGCAUAA